CGCAACUCGCUCGUACCUUUUGUCGCGCCAUCGCGUCCACGGGCGGUGUAAAUAAAUCGAAGCCACGCGAAAUCGGUCGAUGGAAAACGACGAGCCGCGUGAACAGUGGACAGGAAGAACGAUUUUAUUUAUUUUAUUCGACGUUCGUAUCGCACGCAGUUUUAAUAACACGUCACGAACGAGAUAAAUCAAAAGAAAAAGAGUGCGGCGAACGUGAUCGUAAAACCUAACCUCGUGAGAAGUACUUGGUAAAAUAGGAAAGAAUAACGCGAGAUAACAACGUGCUUGUCGUUAUCGACUUCGUUCUGUCUCGUUAAUUCCCUACGUUUUCCGUUGGAAACACGACGUGACAUCGACUUAUCGAAAACCAAAAUUCGAAACUGUGACUUAACCUCCUGGGCGAUUCUUUACUGCUUGUUCUCGCGAAUUUUUAGGCCGAGUUUUCGGAUGGCAUUUCAGCUCUCUCGGUUUCGUCGACGUUAGGUGCAGCGUCGUUACAUAAGCGUUCCGCGUCACACAUCAGGACGAUCAACAAUAACAGUUCGUGCUAAUCCUUGGCACAGUCUCGUCGCUCAACGGCCACGCGGACGGGAAGCGAUAAUCGACCAUGUCGAUAGUCGCGCGUCUCGCGGUUGUGAUCUCGAUUUGCGGGUUUAUCGCGUCGACCGAGUCCCAAGAAACGUGUUCGGACCCCGUUUGGGAAAAAAUUGGCGGGAUUAGGCCAGAAUCCGUGAAAUCACAAACGGUUCUAUUUAGCUCUAUAAACUCGAAUGGGAUCACCAAGCCUUGUUUCGAGAGAUGCAAGAGGGAAAACUGUACCGCGUUCGUCGUAGAUUUCGGCAGAAGCAUUUGUUACAGCGUCGAGAUGGAAGAUGACGAACUGGUGCCGGAAGCCAACUCGACGUUUUAUCAUCGAGUCUGCGUAAGAGUUCCAGCAACCUGCAGACGAAAGAGCCUUUGGCAGGUGGAAAGAAACGCUGGAGCAGUGUUCAUCGAUUCAGGCGCGUUUCAUUUGCCACAAUCGAUCACCAGAAACCAAUGUUACGAAAAAUGCAUACAGAUUGGUAAAAGCUGCGAGUCGGCACAAUUUCGGACAACGAGGCCACUUUCUGCCAACAACGCGAUGGGCAGAUGUACCCUGUCGUUGCUCGAGAGGGGGACGAGACCACAAGCCUACAGAGUCUCGAUGUACAGGGACGAAUAUCUUCGUGACCAAUGUCGGAACGUGUCUAAACGCGAGUACUGCUCUUACGCGGAGUUUCGAAACACGACGUUACCGUAUUCGGACGUCGCCCUGACCAACCUGGACGCGAAGCAGUGCGAGAGAAGGUGCGAUCUCAGCGCGGACGGUUUCGUGUGCCGUGGCUACACUCUGGACAACUCAUCCGGCGAGUCGUUGUGCCUGUUGCACUCGGAGGACACGGUCGGCCUGGGCGUCAGUUCGCUGAUCACCACCGCGAACGCCGUUUACAAAGAACGAGAACCAUGUCUGGACCUGAAGGUACGAUGCAACGAUACGGCGAUGACGAUCGAGCUGAGGACGAACGACGCGUUCUUCGGUCGAGUUUAUGCAACUGGCCACGCGGAGACUUGCGGCGUUCAGGGUUACGGGUCAAAUCGAACCACGUUAACGUUACCGCUGCCUCGCGCCGAAGAUCUACGCAAGCUGAUGCCCAAGUGUGGCCUGAAUCCCGCGUUUUCCAUCGACGAUCGAAAUCGAACACGACCGCUGGUUUGGACGACGAUCGUGGUGCAGUUCAACCCCAUAGUUCAGCGACUGGGCGAUCAGGCGGUCAGGGUUGGAUGCUCGUUGAACGAUCACGAGCCCCCGGAACCGAGAAACAUCACCGUCCAUUCGAGCUUCAGCUUUUUAGAUCCAAACGCAGGAGUGCCACCGAUAUCGUCGACCAUCGUGAACGCCUCGUCGCAAGCGCCGUUGGUCACUAUGAGGAUCCUGGAUGAGAACUUAAAGGACGCGGUCGUCACGCACCUGGGACAGAAGCUCACUUUGAAGAUCCAGCUAAGUCCAGCGAAUGGUCCAUACGACAUCAUCGCCGGACACCUAGUCGCCAGCAGCGCUUCCGGUGACGCCUCCUUCCUACUUCUGGACGAAGUCGGCUGCCCCACGGACUCGUCAACCUUCCCUGCCUUGGCAAAAGACCCGCGCGAUGGUCGUUCUCUGACCUCGACGUUCACCGCCUUCAAGUUCCCCAACAGUCAGCUGGUCAGAUUCAACGUGAUCGUUCGAUUCUGUUCGGAGGAAUGUACUCCUACCAAAUGUACAGGCGGUCAUCUCUCCUAUGGAAGAAGAAAACGUGAGACUGGGCUACCAAAUGGUGCCCCUUACAACGCCACAGUGACGCAGGUAUCUCAAGACGUGACCCCUGAAGAGCUACCGCUGCAACUCUCCAUAAUCGUUCAAAAUUCCGUCCCGUCGUCGGCGGAUCGUUUAUCGUCAAGGGAAAACGGGUCACCAGAUACCGUCUUAAUCACCAAUGGAAACUCCUCUAUAGACGGGCUUUUUUGCGUCGAUGCCAGUCUCGCCCUAAGUCUACUGAUUUUCUGGCUGAUCGUACAAAUUAUUCUAAUCGUCGGCUGCCUGUUAGCGGUGGCCCAAUACAGACGAACAGCGAUACGAGCAGAGGAGGACAGAGCCAGCGUUUUGGCCAGGCAUCUCUACGGUGUUCACGGGGGCAACUUCGAAGUAGCUCGGAGAGUCAGAUGGGCGGACAACAACGCAUCCUCUUCGUCCCUUGGUUAAUCAUUCGCUGCCUGACCAAGCGUCCCGCUUCAACGUCGCCGCCCUGCUCGACGACGAUCGACUUGCCUUCGACCAGAGUCGAUUUCCACUCUCGAAUGACGAAUAAAAAUGUUUAGAUUCGUUUGUAAUCUAGCUUUUGCACGUAGAAGUUAGUUUACAAACAAAUCUAGAAGUAUUCGUUACUCGUGAAAGGAAAUACGCCAUACUCUGACUGCAUUAACCCCUUACGCUAGAACGACGUCUAUGACACGUUGAGUGACUUUAUUGUUUUUGAAAGCAGUACAUCGUGUAGC
This is a messenger RNA of Colletes gigas, 3054 nucleotides long. RefSeq lists its product as uncharacterized. Lineage: Eukaryota; Metazoa; Arthropoda; Insecta; Hymenoptera; Colletidae. Bases 608 to 2761 code for a protein of 717 amino acids. The transcript is spliced from 13 exons. The record is from RefSeq and is a predicted model, not a curated record.